AUGCAAGCGUGGCCCUCGCUGAGCCGACGUUUCAGCACCCAGCCGCUUUUCAUGGCCCGACUUGCGCCACUUCUCGGGCGAAAGAGCAGUCGGUGGUGGCAGCAGUUGGAGCGGAGAUCGACAUCGUUACCCCAAAAAGGACAGGUUGGGAUGUCGAAGAUAGAAAAUCUUGAGCUCUCUUGGGAGAUGCUUGGGCCUGAAGUUGGCCCCAUAGAGGCGGUGGUCACGCCUCGUGGCCAACUCAGCCGAGAAGCUGCGAGACCUCUGGCUGCUGCACUUGCUCUGCAUGGAAAGCGAGUCCUGCUUUGGGACCGACGGUCCACGGGCAAUUCUAGCGCCUGGGCUCCGUUGGACGCAGAGUCUAUUCCAGAGCAAGAGGUGCAAGACCUCGCACGGUUGCUUGACAUUCUUCAGGCUCAGUCGGCUGAGCGAAGCCCUAUUUGCUUGAUUGGCCUCAGUUCAGGCGCGCGGCUCUCGGCCAUGUUCGCGGCUCGGCAUCCGCUGAGCGUGUCGCGUCUAAUCCUCCUUCCCACCGGAGAUUUCUACAGUGUUGCAACCCUUCUGGCACAAGCCUACUAUUCUGAUUGCGCAGAUGCAGCAGAGACUGGCGGCAUGGAGGCAGUCGCUGAAGCACAUGGCAGUCACUUCCAGAUGUUAGCCAAGGGGUCGGUCAGAGCACGUGACGAACUUCUGGCGGCAGAUCUCAUGGAGUUUGUGUCGGCCAUGCGCCAAUCGCAGGCCUUCUUGGAACGAUUUCAAGGUGAGCAUCUUUUGGGUCUUCACUCUUUCGAGGUGGCCACGCUUCAGGUACCCGUCCUGGUUCUUCACCAUGGUUUUGAGGAUGAUCGCUUGCACGCCCUCGAGGAUGCCACCGCUCUGGCAGAGCAGCUGCCGGAUGGGCAUCUGGUUGUGGAGCCCGACUUGGCCCAGUUCAAGAAAGCAGCAGCGGACUUUAUGCAUGCCGUCUAG
Molecule: messenger RNA, 969 nt
Organism: Symbiodinium pilosum
Lineage: Eukaryota; Dinophyceae; Suessiales; Symbiodiniaceae
Source: the annotation of a GenBank genome assembly